AUGCCGGGGAGCGCCGCGGCACCGGGAGGCGGCCGGGUACGGGAACGGCACCGGGAACGGCACCGGGAACGGUACCGGGACAGCGGGACACGGCACCGGGAACGGGAGACCGGGGAGAGGGGGAAGCAGGAGCCGCCCCCGCCGCGUUUCCGCCGCUGUCACCGGCGCUCCCGCCGGCACCGGGGCCGCUCCCGGCGGGGACAAAGGCGGGAGGAUGCCGGGGAGCGCCGCGGUACCGGGAGGCGGCCGGGUCCCGCAGCCCCCCGGGACAUUUCGGGGUCCCCCGAGCCCCGAGCCCCGGCACCCCACAUGAGGAGGAACCGGAGCAGCGUGGCCGGGCCGGAGCCGCAGCCCCCCCCGGCCAUGCCCGGUGCCGACCACCGCCGCGGGCGCCGCCGCCUCUCCGCCACCCUGCAGGUGCCCCCCUGGAAGCCCCCGGAGCCCCCCGACCCCCCGCGCCCCACCACGCUGCCCCUGCUCACCCCGCCCCGGCCCCCCAGGUACGGGCGGGGGCGAUCCGGGGGGUGCCAGCAAACCGGGGGGCUCGGGGUGAACGCGGGGGGAUUUGGGGGAGCUCCGGGAGGGGCCCGGGACCGGGAGGAGCCGCUGCCGGUACCGCGGAUCGCUGAGGACGGACCCCGGAACCGGCACCGGGAGGAGCUCCGGGACCUGCUCCGGUACCGGCGCCGCUCCCGGCAGCGGCUCCGGCGGUGGCCGCAGCGUUCCGGGUUCCCGGUUCCGCCCCCGGUGCCGGGGAGGAUGGAGCCGGUGCCGGGCUCCAGGAAGAGCCUGUCGCUGUCGCUGCCGGUGCCCCGGGAGGGCCCGGGCUCCCUGCGCCCCCCGCAGCACCUCUGGCGCCAGCCCCGCACCCCGAUCCGCAUCCGCCACCGCGGCUUCUCCGACACCGACCGGCACCGGCCCCGGCCCAUGGAGCGGGCGGAUGCCGUGGACACCGGGGACCGGCCCGGGCUGCGCAGCGCCCGCAUGUCCUGGCCCUCCUCCCUCCAUGGGACCCCCGGCACCGGCAAGCGCUCGGAGGUGGACAAUGGCCCCUGGGGGGGGGCGCAGAGCCCCCCGGACCCCCAGGCCAGCCCGGGCCGGGGGCUCCAGGCCGGGGCCCCCCCGGCGCAGCGCCGCGAGUCCUUCCUGUACCGCUCCGACAGCGACUUCGACUUCGCCUCCCCCAAGAGCAUCUCCCGAAACUCCUCCAUCGCCAGCGAGGCCCACGCCGAGGAUUUGAUCGUCACCCCCUUUGCUCAGGUCCUGGCCAGUCUCCGCAGUGUCCGCAGCAACUUUUCCAUCCUGACCAAAGUCACCACCCCCCCGGGCAGCAAGCGGUCGCCCCUCGGCUCCCAGCCCCCCCCCUGCAAGGCCACGCUCUCAGAGGAGACGUCCCAGCAGCUGGCGCGGGAGACGCUGGAGGAGCUGGAUUGGUGCCUGGAGCAGCUGGAGAGCCUGCAGACACACCGGGCCGUCAGCGAGAUGGCCUCCAACAAGUUCAAGCGGAUGCUGAACCGGGAGCUGACGCACCUGUCGGAGAUGAGCCGCUCGGGGAACCAGGUGUCCGAGUACAUCGCCAGCACCUUCCUGGACAAGCAGCCCGAGGUGGAGAUCCCGAGCCCCCCCGAGCGGGAGAAGCGGCGGCCGCCCCCCGGCCCGGGGCUGAAAUCGCUGCCCCCGGACCCCGACCCCGACCCCGGCCCCGACCCCGACCCCGUGCCCCGAUUCGGCGUCGAGACCGACCGGGAGGAGCAGCUGGGAAAGGAGCUGGACAGCCUCAACAAGUGGGGGCUGAACAUUUUCCGCGUGUCCGAGUUCUCCAACAACCGCUCCCUCAGCUGCAUCAUGUUCACCAUCUUCCAGGAGCGGGAGCUGGUGCGGCGGUUCGGGAUCCCGGAGCGGGCGCUGCUGGGCUACGCGCGGGCGCUGGAGCAGCACUACCACGCCGACGUGGCGUACCACAACAGCCUGCACGCCGCCGACGUGCUGCAGUCCACGCACGUGCUGCUGGCAGCCCCCGCCCUCGACGCCGUGUUCACCGACCUGGAGGUGCUGGCCGCCCUCUUCGCCGCCGCCAUCCACGACGUCGAUCACCCCGGGGUGUCCAACCAGUUCCUCAUCAACACCAACUCGGAGCUGGCGCUGCUCUACAACGACGAGUCCGUGCUGGAGAACCAUCACCUGGCCGUGGGCUUCAAGCUGCUGCAGGAGCGGGACUGCGACAUCUUCCAGAACCUGUCCCGGAGACAGCGGCAGGCGCUGCGCCAGAUGGUCAUCGACAUGGUCCUGGCCACGGACAUGUCCAAGCACAUGACGCUCCUGGCUGACCUCAAGACCAUGGUGGAGACCAAGAAGGUGACGAGCUCGGGGGUCCUGCUGCUGGACAACUACACGGACCGCAUCCAGGUGCUGCGGAACAUGGUGCACUGCGCCGACCUGAGCAACCCCACCAAGCCGCUGGGGCUGUACCGGCAGUGGACGGAGCGGAUCAUGGAGGAGUUCUACCGGCAGGGAGACCGGGAGCGGGAGCGCGGCAUGGAGAUCAGCCCCAUGUGCGACAAGCACAGCGCCUCGGUGGAGAAAUCGCAGGUGGGGUUCAUCGAUUUCGUGGCGCAGCCGCUCUGGGAGGCCUGGGCCGAGCUGGUUCACCCCGACGCGCGCGAGAUGCUGCAGACGCUGCACGAGAACCGCGAGUGGUUCCAGCGCCGGGUCCCGCGCAGCCCCGAGCCGCCCCCGGAGCCGCCGCCCGCCGCCCCCAGGUUCCGCUUCGAGCCGCCCCCGGGCGAGGAGGAGGAGGAGGAGGAGGAGGAGGAGGGCCGGGGGGCGCCCCCCGAGCCCGGGGCGGAGUUGGGGGCCGACUGGAAUUACUUUAAUUGAUUUCCCUCCGGGCCUUGGUUUUUAUUGGGGUUAUUUUUAUCGGGGUUGUUAUUUUUAUUUGGAUUUUUUUUUUUUUUUUUAAGUUGAGAUUAUUGUUUUUAUUUGGAUAUUUUUGCGGGGAUUGUUAUUUUUAUUGGGAUGAUUUUUAUUUGGAAUUUUUUUAUUUUUAAAUUUGGAUUGCUAUUUUUAUUUGGAUUUUUAAAAUUGGGAUUAUUAUUUUUAUUGGCAUUAUUUUUAUUUGGGCUAUUUUUAUUUGGAUGAGUAUUAUUAUUGGAAUUAUUUUUUAUUUGCAUUAUUAUUUUUUAUUGCAUUAUUUUUAUUGGGGAUAUUAUUUUUAUUUGGGAUUUUAUUUUUAUUUGCCUUAUUUUUAUUUGCAUUAUUUUUAUUGGCAUUAUUUUUAUUGGCAUUAUUUUUAUUGGCAUUAUUAUUAUUGGCAUUAUUAUUAUUUGGAUUUUUAAAUUCGGAUUAUUAUUUCUAUUGGCAUUGUUUUUAUUGAGGCUGUUUUUAUUUGCAUUAUUCUCUUUAUGCCAUUAUUUUUACUGGCAUUAUUUUUAUUGGAAUUAUUUUUAUUUGCCUUAUUUUUUAUUAGAAUUAUUAUAUUUUUUCGGGAAGAUUUCAUUGCGGUUAUUUUAUUGAUUUUUUUUCCCACUGGAGUUUUUUUUAUCUGGGUUAAUUUUUUAUUUGAAUUAUUUUAAUGAGAAUUACUUUUACUGGAAUUCUUUUCAUCGGAAUUAUUUUCAUCAGAACUGCUUUACUGGAUUUUUUUUUUUUUAAGUUAUUUUCAGUAGAAUUGUUUUAAUGGACUUAUUUUUAUUGGGAUUGUUUUAUUGGAAUGGUUUUACCAGGAUAAUUUCAAUGGAAUUAUUUUCAUUGGAUUUUUUUUUUCUUUUUAAUCGGAAUAGUUUGAAUGGGAUUAUUUUAUCGGAAUAAUUUUUGCUGGAAUUCUUUUAAUGUUUUAUCGGAAUUAUUUUUACUAAAAUUAUCCUUUUUUGGAAUUAUUUUAUCAGAAUUAUUUUCAUCGGAAUUAUUUUUUAUUAUUAGAGUUAUUUUUACUGGAGGGAUUUUAUUUUGAUUCUUUUAUCAGAGUUAUUUUUAUCAGAAUUAUUUUUACCUGAAUUAUUUUUAUUAGAAUUAUUAUUUUACGGGGCGGGGGGAUUAUUUUUAUUAGGAUUAAUUUAUUGUGAUUAUUUUUAUUGGAUUUUUUAAAAUCUGAAUUAUUUUAUUGGGGGAUUAUUUUUUAUUGGGAUUAUUUUAUCGAAAUUAUUUAAAUUUGAUUCAUUUUGGGGUUUCUUUGGGAGGGGGGGGGUCAGGGGAGGGGAGUUUUUAUUCUAUUUUUAAAAAAACUCGAAAAGACACACAAAAAAAAAAGGAUGGAAAAUUGAAACCCCCCCCCCCAAGGAAGAAAACAGGGAAAAGGAACCCCACCAAAAAAUGAGGGACCCCCCCCAAAACCCGGGGAGAUCCCCUGGACAAAGGGGGUUCCCCCAAAAGCCAUUUAUGGGGGGGUCGGGUGAGGAACUGGGGGGGGGGGAAGCAGAGACCCCGAAUUCGGGGGUUUCCCCCCAAAAUCUUCCCCGUUUUGCACAGGGACCCCCGAGCCCCAAAUUGGGGGGGGGUCUCCCCGAGCCCCCCCGGAGGUGAAGCAAUAACCGGGUGCCCCCCCUCUUUUUUGGAGGGGGGUCUGGGAGGUUGGGGGGGUUAAAAAUUCCGAUUUUUGUUUUUUUUUGGGGGGUGGUCCCCGAUUCUGUAGCAUUGGGGGGGGGGUCA
Molecule: messenger RNA, 4644 nt
Organism: Hirundo rustica (Barn swallow)
Lineage: Eukaryota; Metazoa; Chordata; Aves; Passeriformes; Hirundinidae
Gene: PDE4A
Product: phosphodiesterase 4A
Exons: 18
Coding region: 1-2877 (958 amino acids)
Biological process (GO): signal transduction
Cellular component (GO): perinuclear region of cytoplasm; cytosol; nucleus
Molecular function (GO): 3',5'-cyclic-AMP phosphodiesterase activity
Source: RefSeq, a predicted model, not a curated record